AGCGAGCCGGCGGCCUGAGGAGGCUACUGACUGAGCACCGCACCGGGGGAGCGAGGAGGCGCGGCGGAGCGGACGGGCCCGGAGGUGACAGAUACACGGCGCGGCCGGGACGGCGAGCGAGCGGGCGGGCGCGUGCGGGACGCAGCCAUGAUCACUUCAGCUGCUGGAAUUAUUUCUCUUCUGGAUGAGGAAGAACCACAGCUUAAGGAAUUUGCACUACACAAGUUGAAUGCAGUUGUCAAUGACUUCUGGGCAGAAAUUUCUGAGUCUGUAGAUAAAAUAGAAGUUUUGUAUGAAGAUGAAGGUUUCCGGAGUCGGCAGUUUGCGGCCUUAGUGGCAUCUAAAGUAUUUUAUCACCUUGGGGCUUUUGAGGAAUCUCUGAAUUAUGCACUUGGAGCUGGUGACCUCUUCAAUGUCAAUGACAACUCUGAAUACGUGGAGACUAUUAUAGCAAAAUGCAUUGAUCACUACACCAAACAAUGUGUGGAAAAUGCAGAUUUGCCGGAAGGAGAAAAAAAACCAAUUGACCAGAGAUUGGAAGGCAUUGUAAAUAAAAUGUUCCAGCGAUGUCUAGACGAUCACAAGUAUAAGCAGGCUAUUGGUAUUUCUUUGGAGACCCGAAGACUGGAUAUUUUUGAGAAGACUAUACUGGAGUCGAAUGAUGUCCCAGGAAUGCUAGCUUAUAGCCUCAAGCUCUGCAUGUCUUUAAUGCAGAAUAAACAGUUUCGGAAUAAGGUGCUAAGGGUUCUAGUUAAAAUCUACAUGAAUUUGGAGAAACCCGAUUUCAUCAAUGUUUGUCAGUGCUUAAUUUUCUUAGAUGAUCCUCAGGCUGUGAGUGAUAUCUUAGAAAAACUGGUAAAGGAAGACAACCUCCUGAUGGCUUAUCAGAUUUGUUUUGAUUUGUAUGAAAGUGCUAGCCAGCAGUUUUUGUCAUCUGUAAUCCAGAAUCUUCGAACUGUUGGCACCCCUAUUGCUUCUGUGCCUGGAUCCACCAAUACGGGUACUGUUCCAGGAUCAGAGAAAGACAGUGAGUCAAUGGAAACAGAAGAAAAGACAGGUAGUGUGCUUGUAGGAAAGACGCCAGAAGUGAGUCCAGAGCCCAAGGACCAGACUUUGAAAAUGAUUAAAAUUUUAAGUGGUGAAAUGGCUAUUGAGUUACAUCUACAGUUUUUAAUACGAAACAAUAACACAGAUCUCAUGAUUCUAAAAAACACAAAGGAUGCAGUACGGAAUUCUGUAUGUCAUACAGCAACCGUUAUAGCAAACUCUUUUAUGCAUUGUGGGACUACCAGUGACCAGUUUCUUAGAGAUAACUUGGAAUGGUUGGCUAGGGCCACUAACUGGGCAAAAUUUACAGCUACAGCCAGUCUGGGUGUAAUCCAUAAGGGUCAUGAGAAGGAAGCGUUACAGUUAAUGGCAACAUAUCUUCCCAAGGACACCUCUCCUGGAUCAGCCUAUCAGGAAGGUGGAGGUCUCUAUGCCCUAGGUCUCAUUCAUGCCAAUCAUGGUGGAGAUAUAAUUGACUAUCUACUUAACCAGCUUAAGAAUGCCAGCAAUGAUAUUGUUCGACAUGGUGGCAGUCUUGGCCUUGGUUUGGCUGCCAUGGGGACUGCGCGCCAAGAUGUGUAUGAUUUGCUAAAAACAAACCUUUAUCAGGAUGAUGCUGUGACAGGUGAAGCAGCUGGCCUGGCCCUAGGUUUGGUUAUGUUGGGCUCUAAAAAUGCCCAGGCUAUUGAGGACAUGGUCGGCUAUGCACAGGAAACUCAACAUGAGAAGAUUCUGCGUGGUCUUGCAGUUGGCAUAGCAUUAGUAAUGUAUGGGAGGAUGGAGGAGGCUGAUGCUCUCAUUGAAUCUCUGUGCCGUGAUAAGGACCCAAUUCUUCGACGGUCUGGAAUGUACACUGUAGCCAUGGCUUAUUGUGGCUCGGGUAACAACAAAGCUAUUCGACGCCUGCUACACGUUGCUGUAAGUGAUGUCAAUGAUGAUGUCCGGAGGGCAGCAGUAGAAUCACUUGGGUUCAUUCUAUUCAGGACCCCUGAACAGUGCCCCAGUGUUGUUUCAUUGCUAUCAGAGAGUUACAAUCCUCACGUGCGUUAUGGAGCUGCUAUGGCCCUGGGCAUCUGCUGUGCCGGUACAGGAAACAAGGAAGCAAUUAAUUUGUUAGAACCGAUGACAAAUGACCCUGUGAACUAUGUGAGGCAAGGAGCUCUGAUAGCCUCAGCUCUCAUCAUGAUCCAGCAGACUGAAAUCACUUGUCCAAAGGUGAAUCAGUUCAGACAGCUGUAUUCCAAAGUCAUCAAUGAUAAACAUGAUGAUGUUAUGGCUAAGUUUGGCGCUAUUUUGGCGCAGGGCAUACUGGAUGCAGGUGGUCAUAAUGUCACAAUCUCCUUGCAGUCCAGGACUGGGCACACCCAUAUGCCUUCUGUAGUUGGCGUCCUUGUCUUUACCCAGUUCUGGUUCUGGUUUCCUCUUUCACACUUUCUGUCAUUGGCUUAUACCCCUACCUGUGUCAUUGGCCUUAACAAGGACUUAAAGAUGCCGAAAGUUCAGUAUAAAUCAAACUGUAAACCAUCCACAUUUGCAUAUCCUGCCCCUCUGGAAGUACCAAAAGAAAAAGAAAAGGAAAAGGUUUCCACUGCUGUGUUAUCUAUUACCGCCAAGGCUAAAAAGAAGGAGAAAGAAAAGGAGAAAAAAGAGGAGGAGAAAAUGGAAGUGGAUGAAGCAGAAAAAAAGGAAGAAAAAGAGAAGAAAAAAGAACCUGAGCCAAACUUCCAGUUAUUGGAUAACCCAGCCCGAGUUAUGCCUGCCCAGCUUAAGGUCCUGACCAUGCCAGAGACCUGUAGAUACCAGCCUUUCAAACCACUCUCCAUUGGAGGCAUAAUCAUCCUGAAGGAUACCAGUGAAGACAUUGAAGAACUGGUAGAACCUGUGGCAGCCCAUGGCCCAAAAAUUGAGGAAGAAGAACAAGAGCCAGAACCUCCAGAACCAUUUGAAUAUAUUGAUGAUUAAGGACCAGAGGCUCUCAUUGCUCAUCUGAAGAAGAUUGUCCAGGCCCAUAUUGGAGAUGCUUGUGAAGAAAUCCAUGCUGAGACCUGCUACUCACUGCAUGUACCAUUGCCUCCGCGCUGACCCGAAGAACCUUGUCUCCAAGUCUUUGGUGAAGAGAAGAUAUAUGACUAUUUAGUGUGCUCUUUCACAGAACUUGGUUUUCAAAUAAAUAUAUUAAAAUCUCCAGAUGGACGAGGACUUUUUAAUUUGUUUUUCAGCCUCAAUUUUAAAUAAAUGGACCUAAUACCCUCCCCCUCCACCAUGAAUUGCCUAAACCCAGAGAGCUAAAUCCUUGAUUGCCAGGAUGAGUAUGCAUGAUUUUCAUAUUGAUGAAAAAGUUAAACUAGUUUAUAGAUUAUUUGAAAAAUAAUGGGAAAAAAUAAGAAAGAAAAAUCAACCUUGUUCUUCACUCCAAGAAUCCUCUGCAGUUUUUUUAAAUCGGGUUGAGGGUAUGAGGUACCAUCAUUUACUGAAGAAGUCCCUUUAGUGGUCCAAGGGAAAUGUCUGUUUAGGCAGCUCAGAAGCAUUAUUUAAAAGUAAGCUUUGCCUAUUGUUUCUUGCUUUUGACCCUGUUGAGGACAACAGGUACAAAAUCAUUUAGCCACAGGAUUUAAUAAUGAACUCUUUUUUUUCCUUUUUCUACCCUUUUUUGCCAUGUGCUUCUUAAUUUGAGGUAUAAUUUAAAUAUAAUGCAGAAAUUUGAAGUGUAUACAGUUUGAUGAGUUUUGAUAAGUACAAUUUUGAUUUCUGUAUUAUCAGGCCUUAGAUGUUGGGCUCUUGAAGUAAGCAGACAGGGUCAUUAUUUUGACAACCACCCCUUCUCAUGUUCUUGGCAUGGGGACCUCUCAUACACUAGGACAUCGCAAUAAGAGCUAGAUUUGGAGGGUUUGGUGGGGUGUUUUGUGUUUUGGUCUUCAAUCAUGUAAAAUAAAAGUAGGUUAUUUCCAGCA
Molecule: messenger RNA, 3998 nt
Organism: Callorhinus ursinus (northern fur seal)
Lineage: Eukaryota; Metazoa; Chordata; Mammalia; Carnivora; Otariidae
Gene: PSMD1
Product: proteasome 26S subunit, non-ATPase 1
Biological process (GO): proteasome-mediated ubiquitin-dependent protein catabolic process; regulation of protein catabolic process
Cellular component (GO): proteasome storage granule; nucleus; proteasome complex
Molecular function (GO): enzyme regulator activity
Source: RefSeq, a predicted model, not a curated record